This is a messenger RNA of Medioppia subpectinata, 1287 nucleotides long. The record is from the annotation of a GenBank genome assembly. Lineage: Eukaryota; Metazoa; Arthropoda; Arachnida; Sarcoptiformes; Oppiidae.
AUGAACAGAGUGUUGUCAUCCAUGUCUUCGGGCGCAUCACUGCCGCCAUUGCCUCCAAUGCCUGCCAUCGCCGGCGAUGGCAUCGAAUCCAAUGGUCUGCUCUCUCCAAGAGUUCAGUUGGCGCUCAUAAUCGGCGCACCGGUUGUGUUGGGAACCGGUCUUUGUCUCUAUUACUACUACUAUCGCCACAAACCCGAUGACAAGGGGAGCGACAGGAAAGGCAACUCAACUAAACCCAAGACCAUUGCCAACAAUGAACCCAAUCUAGAGGAUCCGCUGCAGCGGGCGAUUCACGUGAAGAAUUUGGGCAAUAAAUUCUUCAAAGACAUGAAAUAUCGAGAAGCGAUCGAUUGCUAUACGAAAGCCAUCAGAGAGUGUCCGACCAAUAAAGAGGAAGAGUUGGCCACUUUCUACCAGAACAGAGCCGCCUGUCAUGAGAUGCUGAAGAUGUACGAAGAGGUGAUCGACGACUGCGAUAAAGCUGUUGAACACAACAAACGUUAUAUCAAAGCAUUGGUCCGCAGAGCCAAAGCUUACGAAUCUUUGGGUGAUAUGAGUAGCGCUCUGUUCAACAUCACUGCUGUCUGUAUUCUGGAACAGUUUGGUAAUCAGCCCAACCUCUUGAUGACUGAUCGCCUGCUUCGGGAACAAAGCAAACUAAAAGCCAAAGCGCUGUUUAGAACUCGGAGCCCACGCCUGCCGUCCGAGCACUUCAUUGCCCACUAUUUCAUGUCGUAUUCCAACGAUCCUAUACUCAAGAGUUGCGAACCCAAAGACAUUAUCAAUCAUUUGGAAACUCUUCGUCUAAAACAAAACGAAUCCAAUAAAUCAUUGCAGGAAUUCCUUCUCUUAAAUGGAACGCUUGAGAUAUUGAAGGGUAAUAUCGAAAGCGGCGAAAAGGAGUUGGAAAAACUUAUCAAUUUAGACGAUUGUGAGAUUGAUAUCAAAGUGAAUGCAUUGAUUAAAUUGGGAACAAUUAAAGUGCAAGAGAUUGGCCGCGAAGACAGUUUCAAUUUGGCGCUCGAGUGUUUCGAGAGAGCAAUCAAAUUGAAUGACAAGAAUCCAGACAUUUAUCUCCAUAGAGCACAGAUCUAUCUAUUGUCUGAACGAGUGGAGGACGCCUACAAAGACUUAGAGCUUUGCUGUCAAUUGAAUGAUACAUUCGCCUCGGCUUUCGCUCAAAAACUAUACGUUCAGUUCCGGUGUGGCGUCAGAUAUAACGACGACUCCACUACCAAUAAAGCGCUCAAAGGUUUUGAAACUGCGAUUAAGAAAUUUAGCGAAUAG